Molecule: messenger RNA, 906 nt
Organism: Mycena citricolor
Lineage: Eukaryota; Fungi; Basidiomycota; Agaricomycetes; Agaricales; Mycenaceae
Source: the annotation of a GenBank genome assembly
AUGACGACCUUGAAUACGACGAUGAGUGGGGUCAUGGAGGAGGGCAUCGUGAUGGAGAUACUAAACGAUGCAACGCAAGUCUUGAGGAGGAUGAGGAAGAUAAGGAGCUUGAUGGUGUGUCCUAUGAGAACUUGUGUGGGAGCUUCACUUACCUCCAUGAGCUCAGAGUCCGAUUACAAUGACAGAAAAGGCAUUGAAUAUGUUUUCUGCCUGCAAACAGUCUUCCCGCCUUGGCACCCAAACGAGAAGCGGUGUGCAAACGCAAAAGCUCCUGCCCUCCGUGGCACUUUCUAUCUCCAUGAAGCCAAACACCUCUCCGCUGUUUUGGAUGCCUGCAUCGAAUCCAUCAGUCAUACUCCCAAAUCCCUCAUCUUCAAGAUUGUUGCUGGGAAGCUGCGCAAGUCCUGUUUCACUCUCACCUGGACUAUACCUUGCACAGACUUUCGUGAUAUGUCUCUCACAAGCAUAAAGGAUUGGGAAGGUGUCUUGAAGAAGCUGAAUGAGAAGGGGAGCGCUGCUGCAAAGGUGAAACUGGAUAUGAUUGAGCUUGAACUCCCGCAAUUGGCCUCUACAACCUCUGAAGAUGAGCCGCAAGCAAAGAAACAUCGGACAACGACUGUCGCAGAAGAGGCCAUCAAUGAAGCCAUCCAACAAGUUCGAGCUGAAAACCAUUGUUCUGCGCCUGACAGUGAAUGCCCUUCGCCAUACUGUUUCAUUGGGAACACACUGGGAAAGCACGUGGUCCUUAAUCCGCCUCAACAACACUUGUGGAGAUCCGCACUGGCUGCAAAAGCAGAUGGUGCUACGGCUUCAAAUCCCCCUGAGGAUGCCCAAUUUCGGCCAAUAGCAGACGGCAGUGACAACAAGUCCGCAGAUGAUGUCAGUCUGCUUGCAGCGCGGCACUGA